Molecule: messenger RNA, 5830 nt
Organism: Amphiprion ocellaris (clown anemonefish)
Lineage: Eukaryota; Metazoa; Chordata; Actinopteri; Pomacentridae
Gene: ppef2a
Product: protein phosphatase with EF-hand domain 2a
Exons: 20
Coding region: 842-3052 (736 amino acids)
Biological process (GO): detection of stimulus involved in sensory perception; negative regulation of MAPK cascade
Cellular component (GO): cytosol; nucleus
Molecular function (GO): manganese ion binding; protein serine/threonine phosphatase activity; iron ion binding
Source: RefSeq, a predicted model, not a curated record
CAAAUCAGGUUUUGACCGCUAAACGCCAAGCGUGGAAUGCUGCACGCCGAACGGCAACUUGUGAAUGGGAAUUUGUGCACUUUGGAGUUUUUUGGGAAACCAAUAAAGACACUGUGUUCAAGGCAAGUUAAAACGAGUUGGACUUUCAUCCGUUAGUUCGGUUAUUAAGCGCGUCAAUUCCGUUUUUAUGGUUCCCGGUUGGAGGCUCUCAGUGGCUUAAAGUAUUGGCUUAGGCCCUUUAACACAAGUCAAAAACUGCUCUGAAAAGUUCAACAACGGCUGCUAGGACUUUGUUGUCGCGUUUUGCUGGUGAGGACGGGAGGACAAGGGAGGCAUGACGGUGGCGGAGGCUUGGAGGAGACACCUGAGCGGAUCAUCACCUGUUUACCUGCGUUCCUGGACCCAUCUGCGGGAGAAGAGGAGAGACGCCGGUGAGGACGCGGAGGAGCUUCACGGUAGCGGCUUGGAAUGAUCAGUCUUCUGAAAUAGGUAUGGACCAGUUUUUAAAUUCAGGCUAUAAGUUAAAUUACUUCCCAAAGAGCCUCAGCACAGCUCCGGCUCCGGUCAAACAUGGUGGUGCCAUCAGCAGUCACAGGGGAGCUGCACAGCGUGGAUAGCUUCAUACAUGAGGCCGCUGUGGUGAGUCGGUGGGUGCUGCUGUCAUUCUUCCAGCUACAAUGACCGGUCUGAUUGACGUCCCGCAGUUCUUGACCUGAUCCUGGCCGACUGGCGGAGGAUGCAACAGAGCAAAUGGCUGCUUGAAUACUCACUGAAACCGCAAGCCGACAGCCAAAUUACCUGGGAAGUGGUGACUGGAAAAAGCAGGUGACCACGAACAGUCAUGGGAUGUGGCGUCACAAAGUCCGACCAGUUCCACAAACACUCAGGAAAAGCCAUACGAGCUGCCGUCCUGAUCCAGCGAUGGUACCGUCAGUAUGUCGCCCGCACAGAGAUGAGACGGAGAUACACCUGGCACAUCUUCCAGUCCAUCGAGUACUCUGGAGAACAGGCCCAGAUAAAGCUCUAUAAUUUUCUCGGCUACCUCAUGGACAAUUUCACGCCAUCAAGCAAUGAACGAAAUUUGAUCUCGCACAUCUUCAGAGAGAACGAUAUUUGUCGGGACGCCGAGUGGGAGAGGUAUUUCUGCUACAAGAAAAUCGAGGUGCCAGAGAUUUACUCAGGACCUCAUCUCACCUUCCCUCUGACGGUGGAGCAGGCAGUCGGCCUGGUGGAGGCCUUCAGGAACAAGAAACAGCUGCACUCGCGCUACGCCCUCCAGCUCCUCCUGGAGACCUGGAAGCUGCUCCGCAUGUUGCCAAAUAUCAACCGCAUCUCCACCUGCCACAGCAAAGAAAUCACGAUUUGUGGUGAUUUGCAUGGACAGCUGGAAGACCUGCUGCUGAUCUUCUACAAGAACGGCAUGCCGUCCUUAGAGAAGCCCUAUGUGUUUAAUGGAGACUUUGUGGAUCGAGGCAAAGACUCCAUCGAGAUCCUUCUCAUCCUGUUUGCGUUUCUGCUCGUGUAUCCGAGCGAUGUUUACCUCAACAGAGGAAACCACGAGGACCACAUCGUCAACCUGAGGUACGGCUUCACUAAGGAGGUGUUGACUAAGUAUAAGAUGCACGGCAAACGGAUCCUGAAGCUGCUGCAGAAGAUUUUCAGCUGGUUGCCGUUAGCAACAGUGAUCGAUCAGAAGGUCCUGGUCCUGCAUGGAGGGAUCUCCGACAGCACAGACCUGAACCUCCUCGCCAGACUGGACAGACACAAUUACAUCUCAGCACUGAGGCCUCCGAAGAAGAGAAACCAGAGCUCAGCAUCGACGUCCAUGGACUCGGACCUGGACGAGGAUGUCUGGGGAGCCAACAGGAUCUUCCAGCGUCGAGCCUCCCUCACUUUCCCCAAACCUCUCGGGGCCCGCGACUGUUUCCACAACCGCUCGCUGCAGGACUUCUCAGACCGGAUCAAAGUGAACGUGGAGACGGAGCUGGAGAUCCGCAGGAGGAGGCGGUCUGCUUUCAACGCUGUGAUGAAGGAGCCAGAAACUGAAACGCCUACUUUAUCCUUCGACUCUGUCUACAGUGACAAUGCCAAAGAGGAAUGGAAACAGAUCCUGGACCUGCUGUGGAGCGACCCGAUGGCUCAGGAAGGCUGCGUCCCCAACGAGGUGCGAGGCGGAGGCUGCUACUGGGGCCCCGACAUCACCGAGGACUUCCUGAACAAACACAACCUGCAGCUCAUCAUCCGCUCGCACGAGUGUAAACAGGACGGUUAUGAGUUCUGCCACAACCGUAAGGUCCUCACUCUGUUCUCUGCCUCCAAUUACUACGAUGUGGGAAGCAACAGGGGGGCGUACGUGAAGCUGGGUCCCGACCUCGUGCCUUAUGUGGUCCAGUACCAGGCCAGCAGCAUGAUCAGAGAGCUCACCGUGAGGCAAAGUGUCGGCCGAACGGAGCGCUCAGCCCUCAAAGUCCUGCGGGAGCAGCUGUUUGCGCACAAGUCUGACCUCAUCUGUGCCUUCAAAAAGUUCGACAGCGAGAACACAGGUGUGGUGUCUCUGAACGACUGGGCCUCGGCAGUGGAGAGUGUGAUGCACCUGGACCUGCCCUGGAGGAUGCUUCGCUGUCAGCUCGUCACCCGCAAGACCAGCGAAGGCAUGAUAGAUUACUACGACUGGUUCAACGAGCUCGCCAUCAUCGGGCCUAACAGUGACAACAUUGAUCAGAGUCUGCUGGAAACGUUGUACCGCCACCGCUCCACUUUGGAGACCAUCUUCAGGAUCGUAGACACAGACAACUCAGGCUUCAUCACCAUGGAGGACUUCCGGCAGACGUGGAAGCUGCUGAGCGUCUACCUAAAGAUGGAGAUCACGGACGAGGCCAUCUCCGACCUGGCCGUCACCAUCGACAGCAACCAGGACGGCAGCAUCGACAUCGACGAGUUCAUGGAGGCUUUCCGGCUCACGGACAAGAAGAGCCGGCUGGAGCGAGGACGCAGCAUGUUCAUGGGCACGGCCACCGACCUCACCAAGCUGGAGGGAGAUCCCAACAUCUGACCAGACGGAGCGCAACGACCGAAAACAGGUUCCUGGCCAGGCGGCGGAGGGCAGGGGAGGGGAGGGGAUGGAGAUAGAGCCAACGCAAGCUGCUUCAAUGACGCACACGAAGACGCAGGACGCUGCUGAGCAACAGCCGUGUGGAUCAUAUGGGAUUAGGAGGAGUUUAAAGGUCAGGACGUUUGACAGCGAAUGUUCAUUUCACUUGGUGACACAGUUUCACUCACAGGGGGUGGGAGGGUGAAACAAGUGCUGGAACAAGGAAUGUGUCUCUUUUAUUUGGUUUUGAUAGUUAAAACUGUUAAAAACAAACACAGGACCAAAGGCGCACUAUAUUCAGACUGCAGCAUUAUUAUAAUUACAAUACUAGAUGUGUUUUUUUUACAGUUUAUGUCCACAACUGACCUUACUUUUACUAACAAAACAGAAAAGAAUGAAAGUAUGCCUGCAUGCUGGCUCCAGAUGGGAUUCAAUAGACAACAUGUUGGACAUAAACAUGUCAAAAAGACAAAAAAUUCAAAUCUCAAUCAAAAAUGCAUCACAGGGUGGCAGCACACAUGAAGGAAAAUGUUAAAUUUAUGAGAAAUGUUCCCCAAAAAGACUAUUAUUAUCAUAUUCAAACUGUAACAGGUACAACAGGUAUAAGGAUUUUUGCACUUUAUUGCCACUGUUGUUUUUAACAACAGAGAAGAUUUUGAGUCCUGUAAAUGUGUUGAAGUGGACGAUGUAUUGGUCCCAGUCGGGUUUUAAUCACAUCAGUAUGUUUUAAAAAUAGUCAACACAAGGGCAGUCAAACGCAUAAAGAUCUUAAAACGUUAAAAAAUUCAACAACAACAAGUGCACAGCUGAAACUCAGUCAAAUGUACAUCCUGGGUGGGAGUGUAUCAAAUACAUGAUAAGAUAUAACGAAAAUAUAUCAGAAACAUUUCAAAAACUGUCAGUUACACCAAAACGAACACUACAGAAUGCAAUGAAACCCCUACAUCAGAAAAUCUUCACUCAGUUUUUUUUUAUGUAGUGCAAAAUCAUAACUUAUGUUACCUUAAGGCACUUUAUUAUUACAGAGAAGCCCCAAAACUACCCCAUAAUCAAGAAUUUGACUCUUACUGACUAAUUUUGCUAUUGAUUAAUUGUCCUGUUUACACAGUUAUGGAAAAAUGUGAAAAUUUUCCAUCACAAAAAUAAGCAACAAUUGCCUGAUAGUAAAUACACAAAAAAAAGAAAAUGAAUAAAUAAGGAAAUAAAUAAAACAAUCAAAAUUUAUUGCGCUUAAAUGUAAAUUCUAUAUUUAAAAUAUUAAAAUAAUAGCACAUCUUUAAUAACAUGCAGGUUGGUAUAAGGCAUAAAGAUCCUCAAUGAAACUCUAUUAGUUUAAUUUAUAAAGGAUCAGUUUCUCAAAAUUUUAAUUAACAACACUCCAAAACUGAAAUGUAUUCAGUUUAUAGUGACGUAGAACUGUAAAAAGCAGUAGAUCCUUAUGAUUUGAAUGUGCAUCAAACAUUAAACUAAUCAUCACAUACUGAUAUUUAUUAGAUCACACUUACAAAGUCAACAUACAGUCAUUUUUCCUCUUCUUUCAGUGCAUGUGAUGCUUUUUUGAGACUGACAACUGUGUUUUGCCUCCUGUGUUGUUCUUAAAUCGCUCUUUGAGUGCAGUUUUUCAAUAACUUGUAUUUACACAUGAUGUUGGUACAGCUGCACUCCUUCUAAAGACUUCAUAGAUACCAGAAGCUACACUAAAAUGACAAUAUUUGAUAAAAUAGUGCGAUGGACUGACUAACUGCAGCUAAAUGUUGCUGGUGCCUUCACAGUCGACGCGUUUAAAGUAAAGUCCAGCCUGCCAACGAUGGGUUGCUCCUCAUUUUAGGAGGGAAACGAACCUUCACCUUAUCCAGAACGGAGAACUCAUGAGUUUAUUCAUUUGACCUCUAGGAUGUUUGUUUGAACCAAACUGCUGCUCUGAAAUCCAGAAUGUUUAAUGUAGUAUAGAGGAAUAGUUGAAGAGAUCUGGGAAAUAAGCUUGCUGUGUUAGCUUAGCUUAGCAUAAAGACUGGAAAUGGAGGGGAAACGGCUAGCAGGCUUAGUUUAAAGCUAAUAAAACCCGCUUACGAGCACGUUUCAAGCUCAAUUAUUCAUCUAUUAUAUCUUGUUUGUUUAUUCUGAAGGAAAAACAUAAGGAAAAAUGAGAAGUUGUGGGGAUAUUUGACUGUUCCCUGUAGGCUAACUAGUUCCUCUUGUUUCCAGUCUUUAUGCGAAGCUAAACUAACUACUACAACAACAAAAAAAGUGUAUUUCCCAAAACUUUACAUGCUGUAUUACAUGUUUUAGUUAAAUCUGGUAGACAAAGUUCCCACAUUGAUGCAUAUUAUUUAACACAACGACAGCAGAAUGUUUGUUUUUCUAGCAUGCCGACCAUGUGAAGUAUGUACGGUACUGUAAAUACAUCUCACAAUCCUAUUUGUAGCGUUUAUUUUAUGUCAGCCUUUGUGUUUAUGAAAUGCAAGAAGGCCUUUUGGAUAAAGUAUGACUAUGUCCCUCGAUAUUAUCAAUAUGUACUGUAGAUUUCUUCUCAAUUAGCCUCAGAGCAGCAUUGUAAAGAAAAUAAGGCAUUAGCAGAACAAGAUUUUAAAAAAUAAAUAAAUCUACCUAUUUUAUAUACAAAAAUUCAUUAAACUUGAAAAAAAAAAAAGACAAAAAUUUGUUUGUUUUAUUUGUCUAUAAUUUCCCAAGAGGUUUUCUGGACAUAAGCAGCUACAUAAAAUAAAUAAUUUACAGAUA